GCGGCGGCUCCCUCCCAACCUCCCCCUCCCCUCCCCUCACUCCCCUUCCCCUUCCCCACCCCGCCCCGCCGGGAAAACGCGAGCCGUCGCCGCGCUCCCCAAACCGCCGCCUGCCCUCGGCCAACCGCCCCCAACGGCCGCCCGCGCGCGGCUCGCCGGGCCCCCUCGCUCCUCCCCUCAGGCCCCCGGAGCUCUCCCCUCCCGCCGCCUCGCACUUUCCCACCUCGCAGGCACGCCGCUGCUCGGGGCCGCCAUGCCCCUGCCGCAGGCUGUCCACGGGCCUAGGCGCGGCGGCCCGAGAUAGGGUCUCCUCCGCCUCCCGGGGGAGGAGAGAGGGAGCGGGCCGCGCGCUCCGCCCCCUCCCCCCGGGCUGCCGCCGCCACCGCCGCCACCACCCCUUCGCCGCCUCAGCCUGGCGGGGAGGAGGAGGAGGAGGAGCAGCAGCAGGCCUCCGGGCCCUGGCACCGCCGCCCGCAGGACAUUUCUGAGUCAUUUGCAUCCUUGAAGAGCAUCGGUAGAAGAGGAAGGAAAAGAUGGGUGUGAAAACAUUUACUCAUAGCUCCUCUUCCCACAGCCAGGAAAUGCUUGGAAAGCUAAAUAUGCUUCGAAAUGAUGGACAUUUUUGUGAUAUCACUAUUCGUGUCCAGGACAAAAUCUUCCGGGCACAUAAGGUGGUACUAGCAGCUUGCAGUGAUUUCUUUCGCACCAAACUUGUAGGCCAAGCAGAGGAUGAGAACAAGAAUGUGUUGGACUUGCAUCAUGUUACAGUGACUGGCUUUAUACCCCUUUUAGAAUAUGCUUACACAGCCACUCUGUCAAUUAACACAGAAAAUAUCAUUGAUGUUCUAGCUGCAGCCAGCUAUAUGCAAAUGUUCAGUGUUGCUAGCACCUGCUCAGAGUUCAUGAAAUCAAGCAUUUUAUGGAAUACACCCAACAGCCAACCAGAAAAGGGUCUAGAUGCUGGACAAGAAAAUAACUCUAACUGCAAUUUUACGUCUCGAGAUGGAAGCAUUUCUCCAGUGUCUUCAGAGUGCAGUGUGGUAGAAAGAACCAUUCCUGUUUGCCGAGAGUCGAGGAGAAAGCGCAAAAGCUACAUUGUUAUGUCUCCUGAAAGUCCUGUAAAGUGUAGCACACAAACAAGUUCUCCACAGGUAUUGAAUUCUUCAGCUUCCUACUCAGAAAAUAGAAAUCAACCAGUUGACUCUUCUCUAGCUUUUCCCUGGACUUUUCCUUUUGGAAUUGAUCGAAGGAUUCAGCCUGAUAAGCUUAAGCAAGCAGAAAAUACCCGGACUUUAGAAUUACCUGGCCCAUCUGAGACAGGUAGAAGAAUGGCUGAUUAUGUGACUUGUGAGAGCACAAAAACUACCUUACCUCUGGGUACCGAGGAAGAUGUCCGGGUCAAAGUAGAAAGGUUAAGUGAUGAGGAGGUCCAUGAGGAAGUAUCCCAGCCUGUCAGUGCAUCUCAGAGUUCACUGAGUGAUCAGCAGACAGUGCCAGGAAGUGAACAAGUCCAAGAGGACCUUCUGAUUAGUCCACAGUCUUCCUCUAUAGGUUCAGUAGAUGAAGGCGUCACUGAAGGGCUACCUACACUUCAGAGCACUUCUAGCACCAGUGCUCACGCAGACGAUGACGAUCGAUUGGAAAAUGUUCAGUAUCCCUACCAACUCUACAUUGCUCCUUCCACCAGCAGCACAGAACGGCCAAGUCCAAAUGGUCCCGAUAGACCUUUUCAGUGUCCAACAUGCGGGGUGCGAUUCACCCGUAUUCAGAACCUGAAACAGCACAUGCUCAUCCACUCAGGAAUUAAACCAUUUCAGUGUGACCGAUGUGGGAAAAAGUUCACCAGGGCUUACUCGCUAAAGAUGCAUCGCCUAAAGCAUGAAGGUAAACGCUGUUUCCGGUGCCAGAUAUGUAGUGCCACUUUCACUUCCUUCGGGGAAUAUAAACACCACAUGAGGGUUUCCCGGCACAUUAUCCGCAAGCCUCGGAUUUACGAGUGCAAAACAUGUGGCGCCAUGUUCACCAACUCUGGAAAUUUAAUCGUGCACCUGAGGAGUCUGAACCAUGAAGCGUCAGAGCUAGCAAACUACUUCCAGAGCAGUGAUUUCCUAGUACCGGACUACUUAAACCAGGAGCAAGAAGAGACCCUUGUUCAAUAUGAUCUUGGAGAACACAGUUUUGAAAACAACUCCUCUGUUCAGAUGCCUGUAAUUUCACAGGUCUCCUCGACCCAGAAUUGUGAAAGCACUUUUCCCUUGGGGUCUCUUGGUGGGCUGACAGAAAAAGAGGAGGAAAUGCCAGGGCAGCCAAAGACCAGUGCUUGUGCCGAGGCAACCAGAGAGGACCCCCCAAAAUCAGAGCUGUCUUCUGUAACUAUUGAGUAAUUUCAUGGUUUGGCUUCAUUUUUGAUUUUUGGAAAGUGCCUGUGCUUGGUCUUGUACAUUUGAAUUUAAUUUAACUUUUUAAGCAAAAAAGGGUUUGGGAAAGAAUUUCCCUUUUUACUUUGUAAGUUCUGCAACUGAUGUUUUAUUUUUCAUGACUGAGAGAUUGCUUCUGUAAGUGCACAAUAACAUGGUGUUGAAAUAUAAUAGAAACCUUGAGACAUAAGGAGAACCAGUUGACUUAAAACUUGUAUCAGUUUCCUCUUGCAUUAUCAGGAGUAGGCUAACAACAGAUCAUUAGGUCAAGAAGAAAUCAGAUGAUUAUUGACCUUCCUGAAAUGAAAGCGUACACCAGAAACAUAUUACUGAACGAAUCUGGCAAAUGGCCUGAAUAGAUGUUUACUCCUAUACACAGGAUAUUGUACAGUCUUUUGUAAAGCCUGUUGCUUUUGGAAGUAUUUAUGGUGAGCUUUCUUAAAAAUUAUUAGGGUAUAUACUUCUGAAAUCCCACAUGUUUUGUUUUGUUUUGUUUUUUAAGCUUUGUCACUAUAAUUUUUCAUGGUGAAAAUUUGGUAUUGGGAUAGGUAUUCCCUGUACCUUUAUAGUACCUCUCCUCCAAAUAAUCUUUCUUCUGUGAAAGAAGGCGAAGAACCACGGUUAAGGAUAGUCAACUUGUGCAUGAAAUGACCAGGAACAGAGAAUAUAGUAUGUGAAUCUCGGCUUCAUAGGAACUCUUUCAUACUGCUUUUCUGGAUAAAAUUAUUGUUUACCUGGUCUUUGAAUGUUAAUGCCUGGCUAAUUGGGUCAUUGCCUAAAUCAGUUUUCUCUUGCCUAUACUUGGCAUGAUCCCAUGAAAAGGAGAUAUACUGGAGAUGUUCUAUAUUUUAUACAUAGGUUUGUGUAUUGUUGAGGAUGUUUUUAUUCUGCUGUUUUGGACAAAAUAAAGAAUUCUCUGUUAAGGCUAUAUUCUUAACCCAACUGCGAUUGUUUACAAAAUACCCAUAUGACAGUGAUAAAUUGUCCUUAUUCCAAAAUAGUUUAAGACAUUGCCAAAUGUCAUAUUAAAAGCAGUUAGGAUAGUUUUUACGCAAUGUAAGCAAUAAUGUAGAAGUAGAGGAGAGUCUAUAAAAUGAUGAUCUAUGACUCAAAUCUAUUUGGGGAAAAAAAAAAGAAUUGUUAAGACUAAAGAAAAACUAAAAACCUUAAAUUAAUGACUAUUACCUCUUGCUGCUAAAAAAAGAAAAGAAAAGAAAGAAACUUCAUGGUUUAUAGUUGAAAUAUAUAUGAUACUCUAGACUGGAAUAUACGUUUUUACCUGGUGCCAUUAAAGCAUCACUGACCUUGAUCCUAAAUAUUCAUGAGUCCAUGAACAAUGAUCUUUUGAGUAACUCUUUUUUUCUAUGUAUAUACCCAAAGUUUAAUAAUUAUGAAAACACCUGAUUAGGUUAGAAAAAGAAAAGACAGUUUCUUAUUCAAAACACAAGAUCUCAGUUUUGUCUGGGUGCUAGUUGUUAAUAAUAAAAUUUUUCUAAGUUAUAGUGAUUUGUUUCAUUUUUUUUUAAUUGGCUAAUUCUAUAACUUCUUUUAUCCCCUACAAAUGUAAAGGAAGGGAAAGUGAACUCAUUGAAGACUUUUUUUAGGCUAAUGUUCUUUCUGUCUGUUUGAAUAUUCUGCUGUUUUUAACUUGUUUCCAACUCCUUUUCUCACUCAUGAACCUGUUGUUUCCUCUUUGCUCCCAAACAUAGGUAUAGUACCUUCAGGAAAAUCAACAUAUACAGAUUAUGAUGGCCUUCCAUUAUUUAUGCUUCUUUACUAAUAGGUUGAAUUACUUUCUUCAACAGACUGUGAUACUAAUAGCGGUACUGCUGUGUCUCAACUGGAAAGGUCAGGAAUUUGUAUUUUUAAUGUAAUAUAGAUUCUUUGGAAACUGUUAUGCCUACCAGUAGAUAAAUCUCAAAAGUUAAUUUUAAAAUCUUAAUGGAGAAGACAAAGAAUCGGUAAAAUUAUGACCAGGAGUCAUUGUUGCCCUCAGUUCUAAGAGUUAUUUUUUUAAAAAAGAAGAAGAAGAAGGAAGGAAGAAAAGGAGGAAAGAAGUAGGGUUAAUGAGAAGAAAUAUAUCAGAACCAUUUGGAGAUUUGUUGGUUGAAAGUGUUUUAGCACACCCCUUGUCCUGAGAAUUUUGUAUUAAGAGAGUCCUACACAGUUUUGGCAGCUCUGAGGUGUUCUGUGUUCUCAGAAUGUAGGAUUACCACCAUCACUGGCUAUGUUUUCCCAGAUGGAAACUUUAGAUUUUCAUUGGUAAUUACAAAUUAUACAGAUUUCCCAGUUUUAUGAAACAUUUGAAUCUACAGUGAAAAUGCCGAUUGUUGGUUGUCUGCUCCCCAAAUCGUAUCAAUACAGGUAACUAACUAGUACUUAACGUGUGAUAUAAACAGAGUCCUUUUUUUUCUAUUUCAGUGAGGCUCUACAUUUUUCUUGAUACACAGUUUAAGGAUACUUAGCUUAUGGAUCUGUUUUAGGAAACUAAGCUAUGAGGGAUAAUUGUAUAUAGUGCUAUUUAGAUUUAUUUAAAAUUCCUCUAAGAGAAGGAUGCCUGGAUGUAUAAUUUUUACCAGAAUAUAUGGAAAACAUUGCAAAGAGAUGAAAGCCAGUUAUAUUAUCUCAUCCAUUAGAAAUUACCAGCAUAACUAAACAUAAAAAAAAUUCCAGUUUAGAAUACUUUAGCAUAGCUAUCUUUCUGAAAGGCCCAAGGGGGUAACUUUGUUAAAGGGCUUAAAUUUUAGGAUGCAAGAUAAAUUGCCUUUUUAAACCAAGUAUUUUAUAUAAGAAAAGCAUUUAUUUUUCAUUUUAAAGCUACCAAAUAGGUAUGAUAUACAUACUUUAGAAAUGAGCAAAGAUGUUUGCUGUGAUACUGGAUAUUACAGCUCCUGCAGUCAUUCUUUCCAUUUUUAAGGGUAUAUUCUAACAGCGGGAGCAUCUAGCAUGUCAGUGAUUGUACUAAUUCAGAAACAAAAGCAUUAAUACUUGUUUUCAUUUUUUUGAAUUUUAAGUUCGAGAAAGGGAUGCAGAUGGAGGUUAUCACCCACAAAUGUAUUUAAAUGGAUAUUUCUUACUUUGAAUUUAAAGUAACUUUCUUAAUUUUCAUUUUAAAUAAUUAGUUAUAUAUUUAGUUACAUUGCCAGUUUUUAAAGUUCUCACUUUCAGUGAGGCAAAAGUGUACUAAAAUGUUUAAAUAGCUUCAUUCAUUCUUACAUUUUAACAUUUCAGCAACCAUUCUGGCUUACAGAACUUACAUUCUGGUUCCAUGUUAUGACACAUGCCCUUUGGUUUUAAAAACAAAAGAACUUCCAUUUUGUUAAAAUAUGUUCCCAAGUGGAAUGAACCAGCCCGCACAUCUAAUAUACUUAUCAUUGGUAACUCUGUUCCCUUCUGACUACUGAGCCAGUCUCUCCGGAUGUGUAAAUGGUUCCCUGGGAGCCUUUGGAAGUUGUAUGAAGUCUUUUUGGUCUUUUAUUUUAUCUCUUAUUAUUUUUUAUUCUCAUACUUAAUCUAAAUAGAGGCGAGUUAUCUAGCUUAGUGGCUUUUAUUUUGAAGAUUCUCAGAUCAUGGUUUAGUUUCUUUUAGCUUUGUAGCCCCUGAGAAAUACAUUACUUUAUAAGGUAUUGGCAGUUUGUACUAGUAUACCACAUGGAGAGAAUUAUUCUUAUUACUUGAUGAAUGAACAAUCCUAAAAUUAUAAUAUUGUACCUGAAAGGGCUUUGAGAUUUAAGGAAUUGAUGAAGAGAAUUAGAAACUCUGAAGCUCUGGAGUAUACAUCUAAGUGAGGGAGAAUAGUUUUCUAGUUACUAAUAUUAAUGGGGAGGGGAAAAACUAGUAAAGUUCACAUCUGGAAGCGACCCAAAGUUGCUAAAAGGUAGUAAAUGUGGUUUUCAGUGUAAGUUAUUGACAUAAAAUGAUUUAUUUAUAAUAUAUUUAGAUUUGGAAAGUUACUGAGAGAAGCAUGUAUACAAACAAGAUUUUCUUUUCUCAGUCAGUGGUACAGAAUGGGGGGUGCUCAGUUACAGUAACCAUGUCUAUGAGGGAUAUUUAGAGCUAAGCAUACUCCUCCAGGCUUCAGGCUCAGAUCGUCAAAAUUCAAGUUAUUCCAUAUUUUGCCUAUACCCAUUUUUAUCUUUCAGUGUCAUUUUUGUUUGACAACAUGUUGGUGACCAUAGGGUAUUUUUAUUUGGAAGGUCCUCAGCAAGACUAAUUUGCCAAAAGCAAUAAUGGUUCACAUUAACAAUGAAGUGGAUUUGAACCAAUUUCCAGGUUCAACUAAGGAGCAGACAGUCUAUGGGUGUUUCAUUUUUAGAUUAUAAAUAUGUUGAGAUUUAUUAAUGGGAAGUUAAGCCUAUGUCAGAUCAUGGGAUGAAGACUCUUAGUGACAUCAUAGUUGUACUUUUUUUUUAACUUCAUACUUGACACAGUUAGAUAUUUCUACUACAUCAUAGUGAUUAUAUUUUUAUGAUAAAAAAAAAAGUAAUAGUUCCAUAUCUUUACAAAUAGUCUCUGCAGAGAUGUCAGGCGAUGAUGUUACUGGCAUCUCAAUUUGGCAGUAUCCAAAAAUUGAGACUGCCUUCAAGUGUAUAUGCUACUUCGGUUAUAUAGCUCCCUCUGCAUAGGGGCCAGGCCAGUUCCAACUAAUACCAAGGUUUUUAUGUACAUAAUAGUUUUCGAAGAAUUUAAGGGUUCAGCCCAUUGGUUGAAAACAAAAAACUUUCUAAAAAAAUUUUUUAAAGACUUAAAAUUUUUAAAUUUCAGUUUGAAGUGCCUGGUUUAUAAAAUCUGAUUCUUUGAUGAUUGCCUUUCUCUUUUAAACUGACUGGUUUUGCUGAGUAAACUUAAAGCCCUAGGCUCAGUUGUAAUGAUUUAUUGAUAAAAUUGCUGCUUGAUGGUUUGAGGGCCUACAGUGUCAUGACUUUUAUUAAAUUGUCCCUUGUCCCUGUUUUCCCAAAUACCAGUCUAGCCAUAUCCAGAUUUCAUUAUUCAGUUAAACAGGUUUAAAAAUCAUCCUGUAAAUGAAUGUUCAGGUUACCAAAGUACAUCAUCUGCUGAGGAAGGAUCAGUCUUCCCUACAUUAAGAGGAACCGUCAUCUCUUCUAAACACAUGCUGUUUCCUUGGUAUUAGUGGAGGCUGUGUUCAUUUAAAGAUGGGAAGCCUUUCAUGCAGCUCCUAGAAACACCUGCUUUUUCUAGAAAGAACCUUUUCUAUGAUUAGGUUAUAAUUGUGUUUUCUCUGAGAGCUUUCUUUUAUUUCAGUUAUCAGUUUUCAAGUUGACAAAUGCUAUGUAAAGUCUCUCAUACUGAGAGCGGUCCAUUAAAUUACUGAAAGUUACACUGCUGUUCCUCUUUCAGGUACCUGAAAUGAAUGCCAUCAGGUGAUCAGGAGUAAGAUCAUAAACUAUUCAUUUUCUUCCUUAUACAAAGUGAUGGCUUCUAAUGCUUAUAUUUCAAGAUAUUUUUUAAAAAGACAACAGUCUCUCGUAGAGUAAAAUUUGAUUUCAGUCCAGGUCCCAAUAAUAUAUUUGAUUUUUCUGUUGUUGCUGGUGCCUCCUGUUGCAUCAGAUAGAGAUUGCCUGCCUCUUUGUAGGGCACCCUUGCGGCACCUUAUGUCCAAUUGGAAGAUAGCAUAUGGCUUCUUUGUGCCUCUGCUAUCUUUUCAAAAGCCAUUUUAUAAAAAUCCUAGGUAGCCUAUUUUAAUAUUUAAAUAUAUAUAUUUGUGAGAGAUACUUUUAGAACAGACUUUUUUUUUACUUUAAAUUUCCUGUAUUCCCAUUUUUAAGAGUAAAUGUAAACUUUCCAGGAUUUGAACUUGUCUUUUUCCACAGCAGCAUAAUGAACAAGUCGAUUUGAGACAAUAGACCAUAAUUCAGUGAUAGAAGAAAUUGAUGUCUGAUUAAAGGAAACAGAUGUGAAGGGAAAAAAAUUGUUUUGAUGUAACAGAAAUGAAUUUUUAAAUAAAAUUGUUUUAGUUUCUGUAAUUUUGUAUUUGCUGCUACAGUAGCUCAAUAUUUUACAGAGCUAACAUAUAAAUCCGGCUCCAUUCAAAAACUGGAGUACUUUCUAGUACCACCAGCCUAGGAGGAAGGUGUGUACGUACCACAGUCUUCCAGAUGGGUGACUGGCGGUCCUGUUUAGCUAAUGAAUGCAUGCUUUGAAAUUCGCCUAUAGCCCAACAUUGAGGAAGUUUGGGAGAAACUUUUAUCUUGCUAGUUAUAGCAUUAUGAUUCUUUUUGGGCACUGGCAUUUUGUGAAACCCUCAGGGGAGGGAAGGCGAUGCUGGGGAAGAAAUGUGAAUUAAAUUAUGUGGAAGGGUGUUGUCACGUCUUCUACCCUCUCCUAGAACCAGUACAACUUUCUUACCUGGGACAGGCCCAAGUUCACCAGCUUUGUAUCCAGUUGUCAUCUCCUUCAAGUUUGGCUUUACUUGGUUACAGUGGCCAUAGCUAAGUUAUUUGGCAUGUUUGACUUUCAACAGUAACAGAAAUGGUUUGGGAUUUUGUUUUAUUUCCUAAAAAUGUAUACAGUGUCGGAACUUCACAUUUUAUAUACUAGUAUCUGGCUAUUAGUACUUUACAGGAACCAUAGUUCUUGGUGACUACAUACAUAUAUAUAUUUUUGUGACUUUUUUGUAUACUAAGUGCCGUUUCAAUGUUACAAUCAUUUUUAGAGUUAUUGUAAUCACUGUGAAUAUCAUGUUUUUUCAAAUAUGUUCUGAGCCUAUAGUGUUUGCUUUGUGAAUAUAUGUGUAUCGUAUAUAUUCUGUAUAGUUACAUUGUACUGAAAUAUUAGCUUGUUUGAUAUAAGGAAAGUAUGUAUUGAGUACUUUUUGCUAGCCUGGUUGUUUAAUCUUUUUUUAAAAGGUUUAAACUUUUUAAAAAACAAAAGCAAAAACUUUAAACCAGCCUUUAUUACGUGGUCAGAAAUAACAUUGCAGUUAGAAGGGAUGGGCAGGGAAAAAAAUAGUUUUGAGUGUCUUUGAAUAGAAACAUAAGACUAAGGUUUGUUUGGUUUCCCCCCCACCGCCCCCCCCCCCCGACCCUUCAUUAAAAUAUCUUAUUAAUGCUU
Messenger RNA from Balaenoptera musculus (blue whale), 9488 nucleotides. RefSeq names its product zinc finger and BTB domain containing 44 (gene ZBTB44). Lineage: Eukaryota; Metazoa; Chordata; Mammalia; Artiodactyla; Balaenopteridae. The record is from RefSeq and is a predicted model, not a curated record. Bases 534 to 2384 code for a protein of 616 amino acids. The transcript is spliced from 6 exons. Gene Ontology annotation, molecular function: protein binding.